This is a messenger RNA of Strongylocentrotus purpuratus (purple sea urchin), 4215 nucleotides long. RefSeq lists its product as uncharacterized. The transcript has 2 exons. The record is from RefSeq and is a predicted model, not a curated record. Lineage: Eukaryota; Metazoa; Echinodermata; Echinoidea; Camarodonta; Strongylocentrotidae. The coding region runs from base 315 to 2069 and encodes 584 amino acids.
CCCUGCUAGUAUAACGUAUAACGUACGUGCUAUAAACAGCAUAAAAGAAACAUUUCCGCUGAACGAUGUACUGUACAAUAUUGUACAAAAUCACUGUUUUAGUCGCCUGCACUGCUGACAAAGUGCCAAACAUUAUGUUUGCAUUGCUUGUACAGAGACAUUGCUACUUUGUAUAGGCCUACUCUUAAAUAUUCGUUGUUGCUGUCGGGGAUACUUAGGAACUUAAGGAACCCCACACCUUCACACCCAGAAGACGUUCAAAGCCUCGAUCCCAUCCUCUUUCGGCUUGCCUGACUGCUGACAAAAUAGAAAAAAUGGCUUCUGGAUUCUGCCGAGAUGACACAUGCGAAGAAGACGGAUGCAAUCGGAGAAGCAAGCUUGUUUACUCCGUGUCAGAAAGGCGAAGGCUCUGCCAAGGGUGUGCCUCCGAGAAAGCUACUGGCCCAACGCAACAGAGCGAUGCAGCAUGGACGUGCAGAAAGCAUUGUGAACCUAUCAAGUUCUUCUGCGUGCAGCACAACGAGGUAAUCUGCCAAUCCUGUGCCACAGUAGCACACCAGAAACCAUGCGAUCUGAAAGAUGUGGAUGACGUCGUAACAGAGAACAGAGAGAAACUGGAUGACAUUCUACCAUCUAUAAAGAGCAGAGUACCAGUCUUGCAAAAGCACAUGAAAACCAAUCUAGUAACAUCUAAUGAUAUUCAUGACCAUUUUGAUACUGUUGAAACACAAAUUCGAGCUCACGUUGACGUCGAAAAGGAAGCGGAAAAGAACAAGGCGAAGGAGAAGAAUCUUGCAAUAACUGAAGCGGCAGAACGCAAGAUACGGGAAAUACACAAAGAGCGGGAUGAGCAGUUGAAACAUAGCAUGGAAGAGCUUGAAUUUCGAGAGCAGGAGGUCGACAAAAAGUUUAAUAUCUUGUUAGGUGAAUUGAAUGAAAUCAGAGGAGCAGUGGCAAAGGAAAUGGGAGGAAUAAUAGAGAAAUCAAAAUAUGUCUUGGAAAAGCUAAAUGAAUCGCUAGAAGGAAUUGAACAUGUCCUCAUGAGUGACCAAGAACUAUGCGUCCGAACAAAAGGCUUGCUUAGAGCAGCAAAUGAUGUACUGCAGACCGAUACAGAGACGACAUCAUUGCAGCGUGUUGCCACCACUGCUCUCGAAGUAAAGUUCUUUAAGAGACCAAGAGCUAAAGUUGGAGCCAAGAACCGAAUUGAUGGCUUCCGCGGAGGGUGGACAUUGGUAGACACUAUCGAUGUUCCACAGAGUGUUGAAUUGCCUGGUCUCGUCGGCUGUGUCGGAGAAGGAGCUGUAUCCAUACGGGAUAAACAAACAGGAGACCUGUACCUUACAAACUUAAAAACCAAAACAACUGAUAAGAUUGCUAAGGGUACAGUAGAUACAAUCGUAUCAUGCGUGUCCAUUGAUGACAAGACGACUCUUUGUGGGAAAGUCAGGAAAGGUGCAUUCAGCGAUUGCAUAGGCUUGUAUGAUGCCGACUGGCAACCAAUCAACGCACCAGACGGAUCACAGACCCAGGAGCUCGUACUUAAUACAAAACGAGUCUUUGUUGACGUCGACUCUACAGGAAUGAUCCUAGCGUCAGAUUUCAUGGCUUCAGACAUACACAUCAUAAGUCCUUCUGACCUAACAAGAGGUUUCCAAGAAAGUAUUGUCCAUACCGUACCAGUUAAAGAUAAGAGCACAGAAGGAUUUCGAUGCCUCUCAUCUGGAGACAUCGUUGUGAAAUCUGGGUAUGGAGGCUUGGCUGUAAUCGACAGAUCGGGCGAGGUUAAGAACUUCAUUCAAGAUUAUGAAUGGGGCUGUGCCGUGUUCAGCGUUGACUCCUUGACAGACGCCAUUUACGUCGUCCACAAGGAUUCAGAGAAGAUGAUGUACGCUGUAGACCAAGUCUGUGCCACAAGCGGUGGGGUCUUCAGGAAGAUCCUGGAGUACCCUAUGUCCGACAGCAAAAGAAACACCUCGACCCAAAGAUGCGCUGUGACCCCAGCAGGCAUUCUCAUCACAUUCAACGGCGACAGGUUAUUCUUGUUCAAGAAGUCUUUCAUUCCUUAAUUCAACAAAAAUCUGAGUGUUCUGAGACGGUUCAUGCAAAGUUGUAUAAUGACUGAAAACGCGUUAUUUAUUUAUGCAACUGAAUAAAAAGGUUAAGUUUAUUAUCAUAAACCGUGAAAUAUCAUGACGACUCUUUAUUUUCAUGGCGAACGUGCAGUAACAAACUCUCCAUAUCUUGCACAUACUGCACCCUUGUAUAAACGCUUGAAUAUUUUGAAUGUGAAAUCUCUGUAUUAUAUACAACUUGCUCAAUUUAUGUUUCUUUUCAAGAAAAAUCAGCUGCCAUGUAUUUUUAAUGAAAUGUUCGAUGUAAAUGCUGGCAUUCACUCUUAUGAAACAAAAAGUUCAAAUAAGUUUCAUUUGCCCUCUGUUAAAACAACUUUUCUUCAAAGGAACAUUUAUUUUAGUGGACAAUCACUAUGGAAUUUACUUCCCAAUGAUAUUGUCAGUUGCUCAUCACUUUAUCUUUCAAGUCAAAGUUGAAACAAUAUUUGAUUUUGUAUCCAACUCUUAAGAUUUAGUUUGUACGGUGUUUCUUACUAUUUUUUUCUCCCUAUUUUUUCCCCUUCUUUCCUGUAUAUCAUUCAUUUCCUCUAUAUAUUGUAUUUAUUGGUACCACCAACCCACUACUACUCACCCACACACAGAUUUGCAUGAAAUAUUUAUAUAUGUUUUUGUAUGUGUUUAUUGUUUAAUUAAAAAAAAAAAUGUAUUUUGAUAUUGUAAUUUUAAGCAGGGGGGGGGUGAUCCCCGAUAACCUCUGUGGUUUUUGAUCAUCCCUCUGCAGGUUCUUCUUUUGUUGUAAUGCUUUCAUAAUUGAUUGUAAUUUAUAUUGUCUUUUAUGAAUCUGUGGAAAUAAUAUAAAUUUAAAUUUAAAUUGAAUUAAAGCGCCAACACAAAUGCGCAAUUAGUGUACUUUAUAGGUUAUUUACCAAACAAACUAAACCUGCAAAAGCGUUCGAAAAGGCUGAGUUUAAAUGAAAAUGUGUCUUAUUACCGGAUUAUUAUCAUUUGAUUUGGUAUAGUUUAAAUUUCAAUCGAUGUUGUUGUUAUCUAAAACAUAAUCAAAUUAUUUAUUUAUAUCAAGAAAUGUUAUCUUUGCACAUCAAAAUUAUAUACACUAUCUGAUAGAAAUAAUUGUUACAAUAAUUUGAUCUAUAUUGUGUGAUAUUUUACAUUAAAUGCAUCAAUAAAAGAAUAUUACUAUAUUAUAUUCUUCGUGUGUUUUUAAAUGUUUGCCGAAAACCUUUUUUUUUUUUAUUAAUUCUGAUGUUCAAAUUUGAUAUGUGGACUUCAUUUCAUAUUUGUGAAAAGUAUAUGACUACUCAAAGCUACUUUAGUAGAUUUAUAAUGAGCAUGGAUAGAGAGCGUAAGAUUGACAGCAAUUUGUUAAUAAGCAUUUCUGUGGAGGGUUUAUGCAUGUUUUAAAUUUCUACAUUUGUACUUAGUGACCCCAAAUUAAUGUGUUGUCUGACAAUUUUACAAACCAUUUUUUAUACUUAUAGGAAUUUUCCUUUACACAUCUUUUAUUGAUAUUCCUUUUUCAAAUAAUUUAUUAUUUUCCUUUUAGCUCAUCAAUAUAGCAGUCAAACCCAGGUUCUUUUUCGAAUGUAAUCAUUUCAUAAAUUCUACACUGUUGCCCAUCAAGUUGGAAUACGUUUUUUUCUUACCCCUUUAAAUGGUAUGAUUGUGACAUUAGAUUUAUUCCAACUUUAUUAUAGGCCUAUAGUCUGACUUUCCAAAGUACAUACAGCGUGCGAUUACGUGUUUAUCGGUAUUGCAAUGACCUAAUGUUGGAUUUACUUUUGAACAAAAUUUGAAUAUUUGAAUUCGAGAUGAAUGACAUGUGUAAGCCUAUUAUUGCAGCUCCUAAUUCGUUUCUACCCCUUCUCCCUCUCUCUCUCUCUCUUUCUGCAUCUUAUCUCUCUUUCUCUCUGUCAUUGUCUCACUCGCUCUCUCUCUCUCUCUCUCCCUCCUACCCUCUCAUUCUCUCUUCCUUUUUUGCACAGAGGAAAUUACGGUAUUGUUAUUCAUUUUAGUUUACUACUGAUAUAUGAAUAUAUCAAUCAUGUUUUAAUCGUUUGUAACAUCGAUGGAAAACAUUUUUUCUGUAUUAAAGGCAUCGUUUAACAAUGUUAAAUCUAAG